AUGGGGGACCUGCCGGGGCGUCUGGCCCUGCUCGGGGCACUGGUGCUGUCGGGCGGGCUCUGUGUGAACCAGGAGGAGCGGCUCAUCCACCACCUCUUUGAGGAGAAGGGCUAUGACAAGGAGGUGCGCCCCGUCGUCUCCACCGACCAGGUUGUGGACGUCUACCUGGCCCUCACUCUCUCCAACCUCAUCUCACUGAAAGAGGUGGACGAGACGCUCACUACAAACGUGUGGCUUGAGCACGGCUGGACCGAUUACCGCCUGCAGUGGAACAAGUCCGAGUUUGGGGACAUUGAGGUGCUCCGCCUGCCGCCAAACCUGCUGUGGCUGACACACAAAUGGCUGCCCCCCGCCAUGUCCCGCAGCACCUGCCCCAUCAACGUCGACUUCUUCCCCUUCGACUGGCAGAACUGCACCCUCAAAUUCAGGUGUCAGGGGGCUAGCCAGGGCAGGGGCAGGAAGAACGGGGAAUGGGAGAUCAUCCACCGCCCGGCCCGCAAGAACAUCCACCCUGACAACCCCCCCGAGAGCAGCGAGCAUCAGGACAUCACCUUCUACCUCAUCAUCAAGCGCAAGCCGCUCUUCUACAUCAUCAACAUCGUCACGCCCUGCAUCCUCAUCGCCUUCAUGGCCAUCCUCGUCUUCUACCUGCCCGCCGACAGCGGUGAGAAGAUGACCCUGGUGAUCUCAGUGCUCCUGGCCCAGUCUGUCUUCCUCCUGCUCAUCUCCCAGCGCCUGCCCGCCACCUCCCACGCCAUCCCCCUCAUCGGCAAGUACCUACUUUUCAUCAUGCUGCUGGUGACGGCCGUGGUGGUGAUCUGCGUGGUGAUCUGCGUCGUGGUCCUCAACUUCCAUUUCCGCACCCCCAGCACCCACAUCAUGUCCGACUGGGUCAAAGAG
Eurypyga helias (sunbittern) is the source of this 900-nucleotide messenger RNA. It is a transcript of the gene CHRND, whose product is annotated as cholinergic receptor, nicotinic, delta (muscle). NCBI's taxonomy places the organism in Eukaryota, Metazoa, Chordata, Aves, Eurypygiformes, Eurypygidae. Gene Ontology annotation, cellular component: neuron projection; postsynaptic membrane; synapse. The record is from RefSeq and is a predicted model, not a curated record. Gene Ontology annotation, molecular function: transmembrane signaling receptor activity; acetylcholine-gated monoatomic cation-selective channel activity. Gene Ontology annotation, biological process: monoatomic ion transmembrane transport; signal transduction; nervous system process.